AUGUUGGCAAAUAUUUUUUUAACGCUGGCCUUAGUGCCUCUUCGUCAUCCAAGUUCCGUGAGGAGACAUAGCCAGUACUUCCGUUCGCGGAGAGAUCGUUCCGGGGCGUGGGAGCGGAUUAAAAUAGGGGAUGACAUCAGCGCAUCGCCUUUUGUGUGCUCCAAGCACCAUCAUCCUACGCGUCGAUACCCAAUAGAAAACCCCUCACGUUCUCCAUCCUGUCUUUUAAGUUUUCGGCUCCCUCAUUUACUUUCGGAAGGCAGGCAAGAAGCUCUUCGAGAACCACCUCGAGCACGGAGGAAGCGCGAACUACCACCAGGCCUUUCAAAGCGCGACCAAGCAAUUCUCAGGUCUGUCAAGAAACGUGCACACUACCUCGACAAAGGCUUUCACAUCUGCGGCAUGCGUUUCGGUUGGACGUUCUUUAUCUCCCUUAUUCCUAUCGUCGGCGACGUCGUAGAUGCGUCCCUAAACUACCUGCUCGUCGUUCGGAAAGCCCGCAAAGCUGACAUUCCCAACUGGCUUCUUCGGCGCAUGCUGUUCAACAACGCGGUCUCAGCAGGUGUUAGCCUCAUCCCCAUCGCCGGCGACCUCGUCCUGGCGAUGUACAAAGCCAACUCGCGUAACGCGGCCCUUCUAGAGGAGUUCCUUCGUAUCCGGGGCGACGAAUUCCUCAAACGCGGUGGGGUCGUUGAGGACCCGAAGGCGAAGAAAGGGUUGGCGAAAUCGAAGAAGACAAAAAAGGCUCCGAUGAGCGACGCUGACGCCGAGCAGGUCAAGCCCGGCGCUGGUAUGACACCAACUGAGUUCAAGAACGUCGUCGACGCCGUCGAAGCUAAAAAUAGCAAGGGGGCUGCUGCAAUGUCGGCUUCGAGCUCAAAGAAGAAGGGAUCAGGCUCUGGAUCGUCGGGUUCUGGGUUCAAUUUAUUUGGAUCGCGGUCGAAGAAGACUACUGCUGCCGCCGCCGCUGCCCCUGUCGACAAAGGCAGGUUUGUUGAGAACAUGGAUUCAGAUGGUCCCAAGUAA
Messenger RNA from Cyclocybe aegerita, 1026 nucleotides. Lineage: Eukaryota; Fungi; Basidiomycota; Agaricomycetes; Agaricales; Hemipholiotaceae. The record is from the annotation of a GenBank genome assembly.